UUUAGCGUUGCUUUAGAAAGUGUGCUUUUAGUUUUUAAAGAAAUGGCGAUACCGUUUGACUUGCAAGUACUCGCACCAUUCUCGGUGCUAAGCAUAACUGUUAUUUGGACGGGUAUAUUUGACCAAUCUUAUACCUCAAGUGGGAGUGUAUUGAAAGAACUGGAAGGUAGUACAGCCACCAACAUAUGGACAUUCGUAUGUUACUUUUUCAUGGCGGCGUGCUUUUGGAGGGUUUAUGAAGCAUGGAAAUAUUCAAAUCAAGUGAAAAUAACCCGUGUGGAUGUUUAUUUUGUAUCAGUUUUAAACGGACUUGCUUUGUUACAAUUCGCUGCACAUUUUCUAAAUUACCAGUCACAUUUUGAACCAGCUAAAAACGUGACUACGAUUCUACGAAUGUCUGCAAUGCAAGACUGGAGUAUGUUGCCUUUCCUGGCCUGGAACGUAUCAUGGAGUCGACACGUGAGAAGAGGCUGGACCCCAUGGCAUAAUUGGAUGAUGUGUGGAUUGGCGUCUAUCAGCUACUUUCUAACACUGAUCCAUCGAACCUCGUUCUUUUUUCUUCUCGGUAUCGCAGUUACACUGAGUGGCAUUGCUGUUUAUGAAACUUAUAAAAUUCACUUCUACCGGGCAGGCAUUAAACCACUGUUUUAUGUCAUUCUUUCGCUGCAUCUUAUUUUUUACACUGCUUCGCUGUUGGAUUUCAUUAUACUUGAUUUUGGUUGGAUAUUUACAUACCUUUCGGUUACUGCAUUCGCCCUUAUGACGGCUCUAACAAACCGCUUGUACAUUAAAAUUCUGAAAGAAGUUAAUGAACACAAGUAUUGAUAUGUGACAACGCUGAACUGUCUGCACAUAUUACUUGUACAAUGAUCUUUUAACAGUUGUGGAGCGCUGAUUUUCUGUGUUUUUUUCAGUUCAUUUUUCGCGUAUAUCAUGCCAUAACAUUUUCCCCACAAUCCAGUCAAAAUUGCUCACUAUUUCACAAAUUGUUAUAAUAUGAUUAUCGCAGUAUGAGUGCUUCCUUCUUAGUGGUUAUUUUAAAUAAAAGCACUUUAAAGUUC
This is a messenger RNA of Ciona intestinalis (vase tunicate), 1061 nucleotides long. RefSeq lists its product as uncharacterized. Gene Ontology annotation, cellular component: transport vesicle. NCBI's taxonomy places the organism in Eukaryota, Metazoa, Chordata, Ascidiacea, Phlebobranchia, Cionidae. The record is from RefSeq and is a predicted model, not a curated record.